This is a messenger RNA of Danio rerio (zebrafish), 2064 nucleotides long. The record is from RefSeq and is a predicted model, not a curated record. Lineage: Eukaryota; Metazoa; Chordata; Actinopteri; Cypriniformes; Danionidae.
AAACUUUACGGUUGCUUACACGCGCGCAUUUGAGGAACUAUAGAUAAUAAAUGCAUGGAAACCAUUUAACACACGAGAACAAGCAGCUCGCAGAAUAUCACAGAACUGACACGUGGAAUGAAUGUGGACAUGGCCUCAUCUUUCCAUCUGCCGAGAAGCGCCAGCAGCACCAGAGAAACUUUAGAGAACACGAGCAGCGAGUCUUCAGACACCGAGGCAGCAGAAAAGGAGCGCUCUGUGGAGCAGAGGAGCGACGACGGGAACGCAGAUGACCCGAAGAAGAAGAAGCAGCGGCGGCAGAGGACUCACUUCACCAGCCAGCAGCUGCAGGAGCUGGAGGCCACCUUCCAGAGGAACCGCUACCCGGACAUGAGCACCAGAGAGGAGAUCGCGGUGUGGACUAACCUCACCGAGGCCCGGGUCAGGGUUUGGUUCAAGAACCGGAGGGCGAAGUGGAGGAAGAGGGAGCGCAACCAGCAGAUGGAUCUGUGUAAGAACAGUUACCUGCCCCAGUUUAGCGGAUUAAUGCAGCCGUACGACGACGUCUAUCCCACCUACACCUACAACAACUGGACCAACAAAGGCCUGACCCCAGCCCCGCUGUCCACCAAGAACUUUACCUUCUUUAACUCCAUGAGUCCCCUCACGUCCCAGUCCAUGUUCUCGGCCCCGAGCUCCAUCUCCUCCAUGAGUAUGGCGUCCGGGAUGGGCCAUUCCGCGGUGCCCGGUAUGCCGACCACCGGCCUCAAUAACAUCGGCAAUCUGAACGGGAUCGGCGGCUCCACCAUCAACCCGGCCAUGAGUUCGUCCACGUGUCCGUACGGGCCUCCGGGAUCUCCGUACAGCGUGUACCGGGACACCUGCAACUCCAGCCUAGCCACGCUACGGCUGAAAUCUAAACAGCAUCCGUCUUUUGGAUAUAGCGGGCUGCAGAGUCCCGGCUCUAGCCUUAACGCGUGCCAGUAUAACAGUUGACGAAAUAAAAACUCCGACAAACUCACACCUGGAGCAGAGACGAGCAUACUGGAGUAGAUGCGAUCGGCACAUUGCAGUGGAAUAUGUGGAUUGUCUGUGUUUACCCAAACUUGCACAAAUCCAUUAUAUGGAUUUCAACGUUUUGAAGACAAGUUAAACUCAUUGUGUACAUAAAUAUAUAUAUAAAUAUAAACGUGGAACAAAAGUUGAUGAUGCUGUGCUGCAAGUGGGAACAGCGGUGUGUGAAAAACACAACCGUAUAAAUAAUCAAGAGCGCGUCCUGCUAAUGCAGUGCAGGCCUCAGUGGGGCUGGGUGGCGGUGGCUUUAUACCCGCACAUUCGUUUCGCCUUUCCAUAUAUGAUUAUAGGAAAGUGUUUGCCAAUUCUAAAUAGGGAAAUCAUAUUAUCAGCUAAUGACUACCAAAGCACAGCGUUGUUGAGAGUAAAAUAAGCAGUGCUAAUGUUGUUUCCAAGUCAUUCUUACAUGCGAUUUCAGACCAAAUAUUUAUAAAGUAGUGUGGUAGCAAAGUGUGCUCAUAGCAGUACGUCAUUAUAAAUAAUCUGCAUUAGCCUUUUUAGGUUCUGCUUUAGUUUUUUAUUGAACGCCAAAAGUCAGAUGGUGUGAAUUUAAAACCAACUUUACCUCAAUUUUAAACAUUCGGCCCGAAGUUGCAUGUAAGAGUGUCUUCCACACAACAUUAGCACCGAUUAAAUGACUAUUGUAGGUUGAUUGAAUUUCCAUAUUUAUAAUUAGCACAGAACACUUUUCUGAGAUGAAGUGAAUGUGCGACUUCGCCCCAGUCUCCAGGCCGUCAGUGGUGUUUGUGAGUGUUGUUCUCCUGUAUUAAUGUCCCGCAGAGGGUCGGCCGUUCUCGUGGCCUCUCGUCGACACUCGGGUUUUCCUCGUAUUGUUUUGAUUGUGUCGAUAGAUUUACCGCAUGCCUACGCCGAGUGAAAAAAAUGUUUUGUAAAAUUAUAUGAAUGUGUAGACUAAAUAACAAAGCUAUAAUGUUAUGUUGUAUUCAUGUUGAAUGGUUCUGUGUUCAUGUUUAAUGUUUGAAUAAAUCUCAAAAGGACGGAUUUCUAAAA